Molecule: messenger RNA, 755 nt
Organism: Paramecium sonneborni
Lineage: Eukaryota; Ciliophora; Oligohymenophorea; Peniculida; Parameciidae
Source: the annotation of a GenBank genome assembly
ACAUGCGAUUUAAUUAUCUCACAUAUUUGAAUACUUUUUCAGGAUUAUGAGGAUCUGAAGCGAAGUCCUUUUAAAGUAAACGUAAAGAUUGAAUGUUUUGUUGAUUGACCAAGAAUGUUGAAUCAGGAUGAAUGAAAGUUGAGAAAUCAAAUUAAUAAUCAGGGAUAUUGACAGAUUUCUUAAUAAGAUCUUCUUUAUUCAAUUGAAAUGGACUUUGCAGAAACUUUAAUGUAGGUUCUAAAGUAAUAUAAAGUUAGCUUACUUCUGAAUCUGAAAAAGGAUUUAUAUGCAAAUCCCCAAAGAAACUACAUUUAAAAUGAGCAUAUUUACCGGUCCUUUCAUUUAAUAUAAAGCACAAAUAAAAUAUAAUUAAUGAAUCUCGAUAGUGCAGCAGACUUUUGUCCAUAAUGUCAUUUUAUGUUAGAACUACCAGAAGUCCUUGAUAUAAUUGAGUGUAAUCGUUGUGGAUAUAAAGUAUGAUAUUCAUUAUAUAUGAUAAGUGUUCAAUAAGUGAUUAUCAACCUAAAUACAUCAUAUCAACCAUAAAAAUGGAACCAAAAUCCUGGUUAUCUAAUUAACCCUAAGAGUCCAAACUCUUUGAUUAAUCACACAGAGCAAUUAUUCAAUAAGCUUGUCCAAAAUGUGGUCAUGAAGAAGCCUACUUUUCUACAGCUCAAUUGAGAUCAGCAGAUGAAGGUUCAACUGUAUUUUAUGAAUGUGUUAAAUGUCAGUUCCGUUAUCAAUUAAAUAAUUGA